AUGAUGGAGGGGCGGAGGUCUUGGGAUGGAGUGCCUCUGGGUGAGUCGCACUCUCCUCCACAGUCGGUGCCGGGUAGACGGACGCCGCUAGGGGCCGUCGGCCUCGGCGGCUUCUAUAUGCAAGGAGGCCAGCCUCCGCCUCCGCAGCACUGCUAUCCGACUGAUGAAAACCAACCAGAACCCGGCACCAGCUACGCUCAAAGACCCCUCGGCGAUGGUAAAUCCAAACAGAAAAUGCGUCAAGGCAAAAAUGUGAGAUUGAACAUCAAUGCAAGAGAAAGAAGAAGGAUGCACGAUUUGAAUGACGCUUUGGAUGAACUGCGAGGAGUGAUACCAUACGCACACUCGCCGUCCGUGAGAAAGUUGUCCAAAAUAGCUACCCUCCUGCUAGCCAAGAAUUAUAUUCUGAUGCAGGCGAGCGCGCUGGAGGAAUUGCGACGACUAGUUGCGUAUCUCCAAGGUACAGCUACAGCGGCUGGAAUCGUUCCACCACCAGGUUUCGAUCUCGCUGGUAUGCCAGCAACCGCCAAGCUUCUUCAGGGACCUCAACCUGGACCACCAACAGCUCCCGACCCCCCAUCUUGA
This is a messenger RNA of Danaus chrysippus (African queen), 585 nucleotides long. NCBI's taxonomy places the organism in Eukaryota, Metazoa, Arthropoda, Insecta, Lepidoptera, Nymphalidae. The record is from the annotation of a GenBank genome assembly.